Helicoverpa armigera (cotton bollworm) is the source of this 876-nucleotide messenger RNA. RefSeq names its product transcription initiation factor TFIID subunit 1. The coding region runs from base 1 to 876 and encodes 291 amino acids. NCBI's taxonomy places the organism in Eukaryota, Metazoa, Arthropoda, Insecta, Lepidoptera, Noctuidae. The transcript has a single exon. The record is from RefSeq and is a predicted model, not a curated record.
AUGCAGGAUAAAAGCAACGGAAUAAUUGAGGACCCGGAAAGCAAUCCCAAAAUCCAACAUGGCUGCUGUCUCGUCACGUUUUUCCGAUCCCUAUGUUCGAAAAAAAGAAGUUGUGACUUUAACGAUGACAAUAACGAUGAUGAUUGGGGCGGAAUACGUUCAGGAGAACACUUCCACGUGACCUACACCGAGGGUCUGGACUCUGAUGAAGGGCAGGACAACUUGGGUAUGACAGACGACUGUGAAGAAGCUAAUGAUAACCAGGACUCAAAUUGUAAGCCUGACUUAGACGACAAUCAAGAAUGUGGGAACCAGGAGUCAAAUGAGAACCAAGAUACAUGUGGCAAUGAAGACUCCCACAGCCAAAAGCCAAGUGAUUACCAGGUGGUUUUUGGGGAAAACUCAGACGAGAAAGACUCGAGUGUUAAAAACGACUCAAAGGCUCAUCACGACUCAAAUGUGGGCCAUCAAAAGGCCACUGACCACCAGGAUUCAGCUGGUGAUUUAAGUGGACACCAGGCCUUAAGUGACACCAAAAACCACGACUCUAGUGCUCAUCACCACACAUCUACCCAGCAAGAACCCACUCACCACUCUUCGACCCACCAUGAGUCACCAACUCAUCACUCAUCUUCCCAUCAUGAAUCACCCACUCAUCACUCAUCUUCCCAUAAUGACUCAUCGACUCACUAUUCAAGCUCUCAUCAGUCUACAACUCACUUCUCGAGUCACCACGACACUGGAAGUUCCAGCCAUUUUAGCAGUGGUGGUGAUUACGGGGGAACCAGUGGUGGGUUUGAUUCGGGGACUAGUGGGGGUGGGUUUGAUUCGGGAACCAGUGGGGGUGACACCGGAGGAGGGAGCUACGAUUAUUAA